CCAUAAACCAACGAUUGAUUAUUAUUAGCUCUGCUGUUGUUGUGUGUUUUCUUAUUCUCACAUUACUUACGUGGGUAUGUAGAAAGUACAGGACACAAUCAGCUGUCCCGUCUGCUGUGGACAACGCUACUGUUGCAAAAAUUGUGAAUAGCCCGAGGUCACCCGAAGACAUAAAUAGAGCACAACAUUCCUCAGUGGAUCAUUUCGAACGAAUGCCAUUAGUAAAUACUGGUAUGUCGGAAGUUAGUAUUUCGCCUUCACGCGAACUUGAUGGUGAGGAAAGAAAUAGUACUCACUAUUAUGAAAUACUACCAGAGCUAGUGGACUCAGAUGUUUCCAACGACAAAGCCGGAGAUUCGGAGAAAAUGGCAACUGAAAUGACUCGCUAUGAGAGCAUGCUUCGAAAGAAAGCCAACGAGACAUCACAGGCCCUCACCGCAUUAGGCGAUGCAAGUUCGAGUAGAAAGAAAGACAACGAGGCACCACAGUACCUCACCUUAUUAGGCGAUGCCAGUUUGACUAUAAAGAAAGACAAUGAGACAUCACAGUACCUCACAGCAUUAGGCGAUGCAAGUUUGACUAGAAAGAAAGACAAUGAGACAUCACAGUACCUCACCCCAUUACGCGAUGCAAGUUUGACUAGAAAGAAAGACAACGAGACAUCACAGUACCUCACCGUAUUAGGCGAUGCAAGUUUGACUAGAAAGAAAGACAACGAGACAUCACAGUACCUCACCGUAUUAGGCGAUGCAAGUUUGACUAGAAAGAAAGACAACGAGACAUCACAGUACCUCACCGUAUUAGGCGAUGCAAGUUUGACUAGAAAGAAAGACAACGAGACAUCAGAGUACCUCGCCGUAUUAGGCGAUGCAAGUUUGACAAGAGAGAGAGACAACGAGACAUCACAGUACCUAACCGUAUUAGACGAUGCAAGUUUGACUAGAAAGAAAGACAACGAGACAUCACAGUACCUCACCGUAUUAGGCGAUGCAAGUUUGACUAGAAAAAAAGACAACGAGACAUCGCAGUACCUCACCGUAUUAGGCGAUGCAAGUUUGACUAGAAAGAAAGACGACGAGACAUCACAGUACCUCAUUGUAUUAGGCGAUGCCAAUUUGACUAGAAAGAAAGACAACGAGACAUCAGAGUACCUCGCCGUAUUAGGCGAUGCAAGUUUGACAAGAGAGAAAGACAACGAGACAUCACAGUACCUAACCGUAUUAGACGAUGCAAGUUUGACUAGAAAGAAAGACAACGAGACAUCACAGUACCUCACCGUAUUAGGCGAUGCAAGUUUGACUAGAAAGACAGACGACGAGACAUCACAGAACCUUACCGUAUUAGGCGAUGCAAGUUUGACUAGAAAGAAAGACGACGAGACAUCACAGUACCUUACCGUAUUAGGCGAUGCAAGUUUGACUAGAAAGAAAGACAACGAGACACCACAGAACCUCACCGUAUUAGGCGAUGCAAGUUUGACUAGAAAGAAAGACGACGAGACGUCACAGUACCUCACCGUAUUAGGCGAUGCAAGUUUGACAAGAAAGAAAGACAACGAGACAUCACAGUAA
Molecule: messenger RNA, 1571 nt
Organism: Dreissena polymorpha
Lineage: Eukaryota; Metazoa; Mollusca; Bivalvia; Myida; Dreissenidae
Exons: 5
Coding region: 213-1571 (452 amino acids)
Source: RefSeq, a predicted model, not a curated record